Molecule: messenger RNA, 1302 nt
Organism: Magnusiomyces paraingens
Lineage: Eukaryota; Fungi; Ascomycota; Dipodascomycetes; Dipodascales; Dipodascaceae
Exons: 1
Coding region: 1-1302 (433 amino acids)
Biological process (GO): ribosomal large subunit biogenesis
Cellular component (GO): preribosome, large subunit precursor
Source: RefSeq, a predicted model, not a curated record
AUGGAGGUUACUAUAUCUCGUGGCGCUUCCGAUGGUGGCAUUCCUUUAUUCACUUGCAACACUUGUGGUCUUUCAUUUCCGACUGCUGAUUUACAGCGGCUUCAUAUGAAAACCGAAUGGCAUCGAUAUAAUCUUAAACGCCGUGUUGCGCAGCUUCCGCCUAUAUCAGCCGAGAUUUUUGCCGAAAAGGCUUUACAAAACCAACAAGAAGAAUCAGAUCAUACGAAAAAGGGGAAUCGUGGUGGCAAACGACAAGUCACGAAGAAAGAUAAGCGUCUUGAGGAAAAGCAGAAACGAAGGCUUGCAUCUAAUUUAGCGGCUCAGGAAGCCUUGGAUAGCGCUCGAGAACAGCUUGAUAACAAAAGAAGUAUAGAUUUGGAAAGCGUCGAUUCUUCUACAUUUUCAUUAGGAGAUCCCAUAUCCACAAACAAAACACAAAUUGAUACGGACACCGAAUCGAUCUCCGAGAUCAGUGACACCGAAUCAAGUUAUUCCUUAAAUGAUAAAGAUUUGGAAGACGAGGAAGGUGAUGAUGAAAUUGAUCGGGAAAUCAAAAGACGAUUAAGAAAAAAUAAACCUAUUCCACCGAACGUCUGUUUCAUGACAGGCCGUGUGUUUCCAUCGCCUGAAGAAAAUGCAGAACACCUUCGUAAACAUUUUGGUUUGUUCAUCCCUGAACGCGAAUAUUUAACCGAUUUGACUGGUUUGAUGACAUACUUGGGAGAAAAAAUUGGAUUGGGAAACAUGUGCCUUUACUGUAACUUUGAAUCCAGAUCACUUGAAGCUGUACGUGCUCAUAUGAUUGCUAAACGUCAUAUCAAGAUUCCUUACGAAACGAUGGAUGAAAAACUUGAGAUAUCCGACUUUUAUGACUUUAGAGGUUCAUAUAAGAAGGAAACUAAUGAGACGACUAUUGUCAAGGGCGCAGACGAUGAUGAUGAAUGGGAAGAUGAAUCAGCGUCGGAGUCUGAUGAAGAACUUUCUGAAGGUGAUUAUGAAGAUGCAGCUGUGGUCUUAGAAUCUGGACUGGAGCUCGCAAUGGGCAACCUUCGGGCUGGUCACAGAUCUCUCGCCCGUUACUAUAAACAAAAUCUUCCAUAUAACAUUAUUCCUGAAGACCAAGGAACUCUUAUUGCUGCGGACAGAAGGGCUAAUAAUCUCGUUAAAGAACGUGAUCCUGUUCGUGAAAAAUUAAGAAAGCAAGCUGUGAGAGAACAAAAUAUGUUGCAAAAUCGGGAAAGACGCAGAGAAACUAAAACCGUUAAUUUUCAAACACAUUACCGAGACCAGCUUUUACAGUAG